AUAGACAUCUGAGUCGCUCUCUGUCUAUUUAUAUGUAAAUUAAAAAGAAAAAAGAAAAAAGAAAAAUCCUCUUCUUUUUGCAAAACCUCGGUGAAUAUGCCUACUCUGCACGACCACCGCCACCACCACGGCGGUUCUCUGCCUCAACCACCACUUCCGAAACCAAACCCGAAAGUCCUAUCUAUGAUUCUUAAAUCAACAAUAAUGAUCGCUAUUACCACCCUUUUCUUCCUCUUCCUAGGCGUCGCGGCUAUUCUCCUCCUACUCGCGACCGCCGCCCUCCACCGACACUCCGGCCCUUCCAAUUCCACCAAUGGACUGUCUUUCAAGGACCUGAAAAAGCUUCCUCAAUUCAAAAUUUCAAAGAAAUCGAAGCCGGAAGCGGAAGCCGAUUGCGUUGUCUGUUUAGAUGGGAUAAAGCAAGGUCAGUGGUGCAGGAAGCUUAUCGGGUGCGGUCACGUUUUCCAUAGGAAGUGUGUAGAUGCAUGGCUCGUUAAGGUCUCUGCUUGCCCUAUCUGUAGGACAAGAGUCCAUUUGGGUUCAGAGACUCUGGUGGAGGAUAGGCCACUCUGGGGCUUUGGCUGGACUAAUGAUCCAAGGGUUUGGUAGAUAAUCGUGUAGAGACAACAUUGAAGUCUCAAUGAGCCAUAAUUGACAGAAGAAAGAUGUUAUUUAAUUCUGCAUAUUGAUGAUCAAAGUUCAGGUUCUGCCAAAUAUCUGAAUUGACUAUCAAAAUUGCAGAGGAUUGGUUUAAAUCCAUUAACUAAAUAGUAAAUAAUUAUCUAUGAAUAAUUAUGUUAUCCAACCAAAUUGUGUUUAUAAGGCAAUUGAAAAAUCAAUUAUCAUAUUGUUUGUUAUUAUCAAUAACAAUUGCGUUUAAUGUGAUUUCUUUAGCCUUUCUGGGAUUUUUUUUUUCAAAGAAGGAAAAUAAGUAUUGAAAAUAUAUGGAAAUGUAUUUUUUCUUAUUUGGAAAAGGAAGAAAAUAUUUUAAUAUAUAGAAAAUAUUUUUUCUUUUAGCUUGUAGUCCAUAGUCCCUACCACUCAAGUUUUCGUUUUUACCCUCGAGUUCCAAUAUGGAGCAACAAUGCAAAACCUUUAUAAAUCUCUCCCUUGUUGCGUCAGACAUCACCAAAAGUUUUUCUACUAAUAAUAAUUGACUUCCAUUGGAUAUAAAAAAAUAUAUAUAUAUUUCGAAAAGAUCUUUAUUAGUUCACCAAUUCCACAAUCCUAAUUCAACAAAUAUCGCAUUUAGUGGAUAAUUACCUGAAAUUAGCUGCCUGCCCAAUUCCCAGCAGAAGCUGCUACAAUUCAUUUAUUAUAACAAUGAUGUUAGUCUUGUUCUGUCUAUUCUGACGUUAUGGUAAGUAAGAGUAGGAGAUAGAAAUUGUGUGAUCUUCACUUGGACAGUUUAAAAGCAAGUUUAAUUUCAAUGUUGUUACUUGCUCUUAAUGAAUCUAGACUUUGGACUUAAAAUUAUAAGUUGGGUAGGUUUGGUUUGAAGUGUGACAAUUCUAGGAACAGCUACAACAAAUUCAGAAAGUGACUUGCUUUUUCUUAUGUAAAAUUGUUUGCAUUUUGAAACAUUUACUUGUAAUUUUAAACUUGCAAUUUUAUUUUGUCUAUCUAGCACAUAAUUUGUCAAUGAGCUCAGUCUUGCUCUUAUAAGAAGAGCCACCUACCUCCAUUGCGUCCCUGGCUGCUUUCUCCAACUUUUGAGCCUUUUACCUUGUUUUUUGCCCCCUCUCUCCUCCCAUCAAUUCUCUUGCUCCAUCACAUACACCCUUUAUUUCUAUCGACAUUGUUGCCCAUCCUGACGGCCUGCCCAUUUCAACUCUCAAUCCUGCCUCUAUUUCCUCCACCACCUGCUUUGCAUUUAAUGGUUGCUCGGCGUUCAUGGGCAACGCCAACAGUGGAACUCCCAUUGAUAGGCUCUCCAGAACCGAAUUCCAACCACAAUAGCUCAGAAACCCACCAAUAGCAGUGAGCUAAUAUCUGUCUUUGCUCCACCCAUUCUCUAACUAUUAACCCCCUUCCUUUUGCCCUGUCCUCUAACCCGUCCGGCGGAGACCAUAUUCUCGACCUAAUCACCCAUAAGAAACGGUGACCAGACAUCUCCAAUCCUGUACCAAUCUCAUCAAAAUCUCGUCAGAUAAAUGUGCUUGUGAACCAAAUGAUACAUAUAUAGCUGAUGCUGGCCCAGAGGCAUAAACAUCAAGCCAAUUUAUGCAAUUGGCAGAUAAUGGACUUAUAUUUUGUUUAUCAAUAGUCUCUUUAUUGUAUAAAAUGGCAGGUCCUACGCACCAUGCUUUAGCUCCAUUUUUAUAAAAGCUCUCAAAAAAUGACUCUGUGUUUGCCUUCCAAUUCCUCAAAACUGUUAAGAACUAUCCCCCAGCUUUCAAUAUCAGCCUCUCCUGACUCGGCCGUGAAUUUUGCAAAAGGCGAAUCAUCUUCCAGGAACCUAAAGUUCUCUGGCAAGUCCAAUUUGGUCAAUAAGAAUUUGAGUUGUGCUUCUGACAAGCAAAAUAGGCUUACUCCCAGAAUCUAUGCUUCGGUGUAGCUUAUGCUUCCACACUGAUUUUGCUAUGGCCAUAGAUAGUGCACCGAUUCCAUGGAAGACAAGCCUAGGAAUAUUAAACUCGCGACAAGUUUCUACUGUCCAUCCUAAGAAGAAGUCUGAGAUUACACAAAUGGGGCAACAUUUAUUUUCCAGCAUUCCUGAAGAACAUUAUAAAACGGCUUUUGGAGUUUCUUUGUUGCGUUCACGAAGGGGACAAGGAACUCAACAGAAGGGAGUUGAGCAGUGUUCUGGCAAUUCUCCGGAAGGCCAUUGAUGGGAGGGAAUGGGAUUUCUAUAAGAUGGAUUUGUGGGUAGUUACAACUAUGGGGGAAAAUAAAGGAAGCAUUCAAUGGAGUGGUGAUGAUAGUGAUUUUGAUUCCAAGUCGCGAAAAUACCUUGGAAAUGUCUAGGAUUGGAAGAAUAUGGCCUAAUGACAUGAAUGGGAAGACAACUAUAUGGGGUCUUGCUGCUUUCGUUUCUGAGGAAGCCAUUUAUGUGCUUCUUGAGAAUGCAGGAGACAUUUUAUAGGUGAUUGUGUAUCUGAGAAUUCAAGGGAGUGAAAUUGAUCGAUAUUAGUGGAUGUUAUUGGCAGGGACAAGCAACUAUUCAAAUUUUCUUUGCAACUCUUCUCUUAGGAUACGGUUGUGUCGAGACAAAUAUUUGGCAGCAUUCUGUGGGCAUUAUUGUAACUUGAUAUCGAUUUAUUGCUUGUUUCUUUUUGGAAUUCCUCAAGAGGAAAGUAGUUUUAGGAAUUAAAACUAAAUGAAUUUCUUUUAUAAAUCAUCUGUUAUAACAA
This is a messenger RNA of Jatropha curcas, 3353 nucleotides long. RefSeq names its product RING-H2 finger protein ATL56. The record is from RefSeq and is a predicted model, not a curated record. Lineage: Eukaryota; Viridiplantae; Streptophyta; Magnoliopsida; Malpighiales; Euphorbiaceae.